Molecule: messenger RNA, 5792 nt
Organism: Tetrahymena thermophila SB210
Lineage: Eukaryota; Ciliophora; Oligohymenophorea; Hymenostomatida; Tetrahymenidae
Product: transmembrane protein, putative
Exons: 7
Source: RefSeq, a predicted model, not a curated record
CAAAUUUAAGGCAUAGUAGGUUUAACAAAUAAGUUAAAACAUAAAGCAACAUAUUUAACAAGUAUUCUAUUUUGAUGAAUAUUAUCGGUUAGAAGCAAUUCUCAAUUUUUAAGUUAGAUAAAGCUUUCUAGAGCUUUUAUAAGUUAAUAGUUAAAAGCUAGCUUAAUUGUCCUUUAGAUAGCUACAUUUUAACAAUUGCAUGUUUUUGGAUAGGAUUCUUUUAAGUAUCUUCAAUAGUAGAUAGCUUUCAAAAUAACGGAAAUAGCUUGCAAUCUUCUUCAAUUUCAUGGAAUGAAUGUUGGAAAGUCUUCAUUUAUUUUAUAAGGCCUGUUUAAUUUAUUUAUUAGUAGUAUAGUGACACUCAAUAAAGCAUUAAUUCUACCGUAAUAGGAAUUCUAUUUGUAUAUUUAUUUUUCCAUGCAAUAAUAGGGGUUACAUCAUCCUUUUUAAUAAGCUCAACAUUCAAAAAAAAAUAAAAGGUUGGAUUAUAAAUUAUGAAAAUAUUUGUCAACUGUGCUAUUUAUUUUAAUUCCCUACUUUGCAUCCCUAUCAUAGAAACAUCUCUUUUACUUGCAUUUUAAGGUAGCUUGACAAAUGCGUAAAAUCAAUCUACUACAUCUUUGUCAAGCUCAGAAAAUUAGAUAAAUAAAAUAUGCGGUUUUAUUCUAUUUGCUUUAUACUAACUAUAUUCAUUUAUGUGCUCUAAAUUUUAUGAAGUUUCUUACACUUUGGAAGAAAAAGGUUUGUAGAAAUACUCUUAAGACAACCUCUCAAUAUUUAUUAACCACAUUAGAAUAGCUGCUGUUUUAGGUUACACAUAUGAUCCCUAAGGAAAAAGUAAUGGCCCUAUCAUAGCUUCUUGUUUUUCAUGUCUGUAUUUUGUGCUAUUGGUAUAUGAAUACUUUAUGAAAAAACCUUUUAGUUGCAUCUCAAAAUCAGACAACUAUUUAGCAUCUAUUGUUACGAAUUUCUUAUUUUUAGUUAUUAUUAUAUUCAACAAAUAAGCUAAAAUAACAGACGUCUCUAUAAGUAUGACUUUACUUCUAUUAAUUAUACCAAUUGUUGUCAAACUUAUGAUCGGAGCAAUCAGAUAGGUUAACGACACUUAUCUUUAUACGAAUUUGCUUGAUGAAAAUGAGAUUUCAUCUUAAAAUGAUGAAUUACUUUCAAGAAAAAUAUCUAUGCUUUACAAUAAUAGAAAUCAAAUAUUACAAAAUGAUUAACUCAAGCUAUUUGGAAUAUAUGAAUAGCAUAAAUUAAAUUGCAGAAGACAAGUGUGCUUCUGCUAGUAUAAAAUAAUUAAGUGCAGUGAAGAUACUGUAUUCUUGCUAAAUUCAGAUAUUUUAGAUAGAUAUAUAAGGUACCUAAUAAGAAUAGAGUUAAGUAAUUCGAAUUUGAAUGAGAAAAUAGAUAGAUUGGUACAUUUCAUAAGGUACAUGACAUUUCUUUCUUACUCUAAAAAGCACUCUUUUGCUAUAAGUAGAGUUAUUGAUUUUAUUAAUGAAUCUGAAAGAAUGAGAAAAACUUAUGGAUCAUAUGUAAAAGUAUGUGUAGAUACUAUUUUAAAUGAAUUAAAGCAGAUCAUGUUCAAGAAUAUCGUGCAAACUAUUAUUGAUGACGAAGUUGAAUAGCAGCUAGUGGAUAUAGACUCUUACAUUAGAAUGCAUAUUGAGAAAGAUAUUUUAAAGGAAAUCAUUUUCAAGUGUAUUGAAAAAAGAAUAGAAAUUUUUGAAAAGAUGAGAAAAAAUUUUGAGGAUUUUACAGAAUUGGAAAAGCUAAACAAAGAUUAUAAUUCUCGAUUAGAUGAGCUAGAAAAUAGAUUUCAUUUAUUUUAUGAGCGUUUUCCAACAAAAUAGAAUUAAUCUUUUUAUGUUUUUUUUUAGGCUGAAGUGAAAGGAAAUCUUAAAAAAGCUAUUUAAAUUUCAAACACAAGAAAAUUUUAGUAGACAUCAGACAACAAAAAGCUGUUUAAUGUUUUUGAACCAAAUGUUUUGUAUCUAACAGCAACAAUGGGAAAAAUUUGGGGUAAAAUUGUUAAUUUUUCUGAUAAGCUUCCAAAUGCUCUAGGUUACAAAAAGCAGGAAUUUAAUUAUGUAACUCACAUAAAAGAUAUUAUGCCAACAUCUAUUGCUACCAUUCAUGAUGAAAUCAUUAGAUGCAUGAUGACUCAAGGAAAUGAUUCAAUCAUCAAUAACAAAAGAUAAAUAUUUCUUAGAAAUAAAAGCAAUUUUUUAAUUAGAGUUAAUGUAUUUAUAUCCAUGAAUCUAUACUAUACUGAAGAAUUACCAUUUGGAGUGUUUGUAACUCCAAUAGAAACAAGAAGUGGCUUCUUGUUUGUAACUUCUCAGGGUAAUGUGGAGGGUAUGGACAACAACAUUUUAAGCCAGGUAGGCUACAAUAAUGUUUAAAACAUGCCACCCUUCUACUAAUUUAAAAUAUCUCAUUGCAUUCCUGAAUUUGAGCAUUUUACAUAAUUGAUGGCUGAAUAAAAUUUAAGCUUGAUGGAUAGAGUUGAUGUCCCAUUUAAUUUUUUUGCUAGGUCUCAUCCAUAAUUCCAAAGAUUAUUCACGACUAAAUCUCAAAGUAUAUCAGAAAUUAUAAAAUUACAAAGCUAAAGUAGUUUUAAAAAUUACUCUGAGUAAGAAAGCUCUUUUCGUCAAUCAGUAAAAAAAAUGGGAUCCACUUCUAACAAUUAGUAAAGUAAUCUUAUCAAGUUUAAAGCAGAUUUGACAAUUGAAAGACACAAAAUUAAAAUGCUAGACUCUGUGUAUGUUUAUUACAUAGUUGAAAUAAAAUAUUUAAUGCGGGUGGUAAACAAUGAUGAAUUUUAUACUAGCACAAAUAAAACUAUGAAUAUUUAGGGGUCUUCAUAAAAUAAUUUGAAAAGUUAAUUUAUGCAAACAAAGAAGGUUAACAUGAAAACAAUCAGCGAAACAGAAAUUCUUAAACAAGAAAAAAUUUUAUCUGAAAAAGUUAUCCAACCAGCUUCAAGAUAAAUUAUUACAGAAGAAAAUACAGAGAGAGUUUAACAAAAUCAAUUCUUAGGAAUUGAUUUUACUAAUCCUGACUUGAAAUCUAGUCCUAAUAUUUCUAGCUAAGGAAAUAAUCCAAACACUCAAAGAGAUCAAUAACAUUUUGAAGUUUUACCAAGUGAUAUCAGAGAAGAAUUAAAUCUUGAUAAGGUUCAUGUAACUUAAAGGCAAGCAGCGAAUAUAAAUUCAAAAAUUCAGAAUCAAAUUUAAGAAUAAGAUAAAAACAAUGGUAUAAGUUUUGAUGUUUCUCAAUAAAAUCUUGAUUUUAGUAUGGUAAACAAUGUAAAUAAUCCUUUAUUAGAGUAUGUUUAAGAUAAUAACUAAAAUUUAAAUUAUUCCAUGGCACAUGAUGCUAGUUAAGUAUAAUCUGCUCACAAACUUUAUAUUAAAGAAGGCACAACAAGAGUAUCAGCUGGUGAAAUAAAAGAAUAGGAAAUAGCUCAGAUUUUUAUGAAAUAAUCUAUAGAAGACAAAGAUAAAUAGAUAGAAGUUAAUUUAAGUUAAGCAAACAAUAAUAAGAAGAAUGAACAAAAAGUUGAAAACAAAAAAAGAAGUUUCUCUUUACCUGAUUAAUAGGAAAGAGCAGACCUUAAAGUGAAAUUAAGGAAAGAAGAAAGAGAUGGAAGUUUAACAAGUAGUACUGAUGCUUUAAAUAGGAGUAUGGAUAAGUAUAAUUACUAUGAAGAGUUUAUAUCUUCUAAGCACUAUCCAAUUCAUUUAAGAAUUCUUAAAGUAGCUAGAUUUACGGAAUACUUAAUUCUUUUAGUUGCUACCAUAGCAAGCAUUUUAACAUUAUACUCUUCAUUUGAUAAUUUAUUGUAAAAUAUUGACUCCCUUACUCUUCACUCAAAUAUUUUAUCACCCUAUGGAAAUACUAUAUGUCUAUCUGAUACUCUCUACUAUUUAUAGUAGUUUGGCACACCUACUCAAAUCACCUAGCAGACUCAAAUCUAAUUUCAAAGGGAGAAAAAUUAAUAUCAGCUAUAUUCUUCUAUGUUAUCAUAGGAAUGGUAAAACUCAUAUUUGACCUCAUAUUUUAUAGAUAACAGUAUUGACAUUUAUUCUUCUUUUUAACUAAAUGGCAUUCCAUACCAAACACAUGAAACACUACUAACAGCUUCUGCUAAGCUACUCUAUUCUUUGAAUGAUAAUUAAUAAUACACUUAAGCUUAGAUUUCAAGUUAGUUUUAUUUACCUGAAAGACAAUUCUUGGCAGUGAAUUAUUCAUAGUUCAUAUAGUUUUUUAAAGAUGUUGUUUAAAGCACUCUUAAUUCGUCAUUGUCUUACUGCAGAUCACUUAUAACUAAUAUUGUUGUCCAAACUGUCAUUUUAAACAUUGUUACACUCUUUGUAUUUUGUCUGAGCGGUUGGAAUUAUUAUUAAUUUUCAAAGAAUAUCAUGAGCAUAUUAAAAAUGUGUGAAACUGCUUCAACUAUUUCUGUUGAGAAUGAAAUGUUUAGAUUUCAAAAAAUUCAAGAAUAGCUUGCUGAAAACGAAAGCAUGCUAUUUAGCUACACAUUUAGUAUUCAUUAAAAAGAACUAGAGCUGGCUACCUAGCAUGACAGAGGUAUGAUGGUUGACAGAAAAGGACUUUCUAAAUCAAGUGGAUUAUAGUUUGGUGGAACAAAGAGAAAAAAAUUAUUAGUAAAUAUUUAGAAUGAAAGAAUAAAUUAUACUGGAUUUGCUUUAUUUACGAUAUUUAUUUAUAUUCUUUUUGUGAUUUUUACAAUUACUACAUAUUCGGUUAAUACAACAUUCCUAAACUAAUUUUAGCCAGCUAUCUAAUAUUACAAAUUAGUAUCAGACUCUAAUUUUGAGAUUUCUUAACUACCUUCAUUAAAGGCUUUAAUUAGUGAGUACUACAUCCUCUAAAAUGAUGUUAAUAAACAGAAGAGCGUAUAGUAUAUCAAUACUAAUUUGAAUACUCUUAAGUCCCUAUUUGACACGUCAUUGAAUGAUAUACUUGAAUAUAGUUAAGAUCUAUUGAAUUUUAACAAAAUUGAUUUUUUCGAUUCAUCAUUUAAGAGUAAGAUGGAUUCUUUAGUGAAUGGAAAUAUUUGUAAUACAUCUGAUGAUGGUUUAGAUAAUACUUGGAGUCCUUCCAGGUGCUAAUAAAUUCACUAAGGAAUUUUAACUUAGGGUUUAUCUAAUUCUAUAAGUAAAUGGUAUGAUUAAUAUAACUCCUUUAAGUAGCUAAAUUACAUGGAUGUUCUUUCAAAUAGUUAGCUUUUACCAGUAUUAAUUGACUCAACAUACAUUUCAAUAACUCUAUCUAAUUAUACAACUAAUAUGAGAGAUUAAAUCAAAAACAGCAUGUCUUCAAGCACCCAAAAUCAAAAAAAUAUAAAUUUAAUAAUUUCUCUAGUAUUUAUAUCAAUAGUAACAGUAAUUUACUUCUUUGAGCUAUUCAAAGGAAUGCAAAACGUGACAGAGAGAUUUCAAAUGGCAAAAAAAGUUAUCUUCCUACUUCCUCUAUAGACUGUAAUGAUAGAAGAAACUUUUAUUAAAAUAUUAAAAGCUUAAUCAAAUAGAUUAGAAAUAGUUAAAUGAAAAAGAUUGAUAAAUUAUAAAUAUUAUAUCAUUAAAUUCUUCCAAUUUAUAUUAAGAUUUUAAAAAAAUCUUAAUAAAAAAACACAUAAAAAAUUACUUAUUCUCAUAUAAAUUAGUUAAACAUAAUUAUAAAAAAUAAAAGCUACUAGUUUUUUCUUCCAUUUUCAUUGUAAAUAAAUUAAAAAAUUUAAUUAAUUUAAUCCAUACAUC